Ictalurus furcatus (blue catfish) is the source of this 6092-nucleotide messenger RNA. RefSeq names its product transmembrane protein 259 (gene tmem259). Lineage: Eukaryota; Metazoa; Chordata; Actinopteri; Siluriformes; Ictaluridae. Gene Ontology annotation, biological process: response to endoplasmic reticulum stress; positive regulation of ERAD pathway. The transcript is spliced from 11 exons. Gene Ontology annotation, cellular component: endoplasmic reticulum. Bases 881 to 2881 code for a protein of 666 amino acids. The record is from RefSeq and is a predicted model, not a curated record.
GGGUCAUCCAAGACACAGGUGGCGCUGUAGUUUGGAAAUCAACUUGAUCUGGUCUGUGUAACACCUUUUUUUUAGUCACUCCCCAGUACGCCUGAAGUCUUGUGUAAACAGGAGAACCUAAUGGGAGUCCGUCGAAAAAUAUCGCCUGGGAUGAUAUACUAAGUUUUAGUUGACGGCUGGUGUCUGAGUUUUACAUGGAGCUGGGGUUAAACAGCACAACAUACGGGGCUAUAGCUACUAACCAACCCGCGCGUCACAGCAGCUGGAGCUCGUGCGGCUAACAGAUUAGUUUGCGCUGUUAGCCUAGCCUAGCUUAGCUUAGUUUAGCUAAACCUCGGUACCAGGCUUUCCUCUGGAUUAUAUCUUGCUGCGCGUUAUUUAUUUUAGCGACGUUACGAAACACAAAACUGCUUAAGAAACAGCGCGCAAUGUUUGUAAUAAGCGUUUCGGCUCGCUAGCUAAGGUAAAACCGUGCUCUGUUCGCCAGUGAAAUGCGUUAGCCAGUGAGCUGCGUUAGUUAGCAAGCGUCUGCUGGAAAAUAUUAUAUCGACCGUAAAGCUGUUUUACAGCCUGACAUGGUAAACAACAAACUUAAAAAAAACGUCAAGUGCAAUUGUUUUUGCUAGCUAGCGACACCAAAGCCAUGUCACGUGACAUGCACAGGUAGCUAGUGAGCAGUGUAGCCUUAACCAAGGGUCGUGUUAUUUAAAAUAAUAAUAAUAAUAAUAAUAAUAAUAAUAAACAACAACACAGGAAGCGACCAAGUAAUUCGCGUCAGCUAAGCUACACAUGAUCUGAUGUGAGAGUGUGUGUGCGCAGCUGCAUUACUCCCCCAUGACCCACACAGUUUUGCUCAUCCAGCUGUGCCACCGGAAUAACAAUGUCAGACAAUCAGGGCAACUUGAACAACAACAACGUGCCUUUGAACAACAACAACAACGGCGCGGCGAACCGACUCCGAAACCCGAACAUCAACCAGAACCCCCUCAUCAAUGUGCGGGACCGACUCUUCCACGCCCUCUUCUUCAAGAUGGCAGUCACAUACGCCAGACUGUUUCCUCCGUCUUUUCGGCGGGUUUUCGAGUUCUUCGUCCUUCUGAAGGCCUUGUUUGUGCUCUUCAUUCUGGCCUACAUCCACAUCGCGUUCUCUCGUUCACCCAUUAACUGCUUGGAGCACGUACGUGAGAAGUGGCCACGCGACGGCAUCCUGCGCGUGGAGAUCCAGCGCAACUCCAGCCGCCCGCCCAUUUUCCUGCAGUUCUACGAGACGGAGGGAUUCCAGGGGCUCGUCAAAGAGCCGGACGGGGACACGGACGACACCGGCCCAGUUCCCGUUCACCAAGACGACGAGGACGAAGAGGAGAUGACUGUUGAAAUGUUUGACAACAGCUCUGUGAGGUUUGAGCUGGACAUUGAACCUCGACUGAAGCCUUUGGCGAACGAUGGCGCCCCAGGCUCGGGCUCGAACGACACCCAGGACCUCUCCUUCAGCCAGGCUCCCUCUAAAGGUAUGCAGCCGCUGAAGGAGACUGUCUCCGAGAUUGAGAUGCUUAUGAGAGCAGUGUGGCCUCAAGAGGAGUACAUCGUGGAGUAUUCCCUGGAGUACGGUUUCCUACGGCUGUCUCAAACCACACGACAACGUCUUAACAUUCCCGUCAUGGUGGUUACUCUGGACCCAGUAAAGGACCAGUGCUUUGGUGAUGGUUUCAGCCGCUUCCUCUUGGACGAGUUCCUUGGCUAUGAUGACAUACUGAUGUCUAGUGUUAAGGCUUUAGCAGAAAAUGAGGAAAAUAAAGGCUUCUUGAGGAACGUGGUAUCAGGAGAACACUACCGGUUUGUCAGUAUGUGGAUGGCGCGAACCUCCUACCUGGCUGCCUUUGUAAUCAUGGUGAUUUUUACGUUGUCUGUGUCCAUGCUGCUCCGCUAUUCCCACCACCAGAUCUUUGUUUUCAUAGUGGACCUCCUGCAGAUGCUCGAGAUGAACAUGACCAUCGCGUUCCCGGCUGCUCCUCUUCUCACUGUAAUCCUGGCUCUUGUGGGAAUGGAAGCCAUCAUGUCUGAGUUUUUCAACGACACGACUACAGCGUUCUACAUCAUCCUCAUCGUGUGGCUGGCGGAUCAGUACGACGCCAUCUGCUGCCAUACCAACACGAGCAAGCGCCACUGGCUCAGGUUCUUUUAUCUGUAUCAUUUUGCGUUCUAUGCCUACCAUUACCGCUUUAACGGGCAGUACAGCAGCCUGGCUCUGGUCACUUCUUGGCUCUUCAUUCAGCACUCCAUGAUCUACUUUUUUCAUCACUAUGAGCUGCCAGCCAUCCUGCAGCAGAUCCGCAUCCAGGAAAUGCUGCUGCAGAACCAGCAGGCUGCCCAGGGCAACCAGACAGCACUGCAGGACAACUUGAACAACAACACCACCACCAAUGCUGUGGCGCAUGCUGACAGACCAAGUGCAGCCAGCUCGGUCGCUGCCAAUGGCCAGGAGCGCCAGGCAACCCUGCCCCAGCCACAGGCUGAAGCUACUAAUGGCCUUCCUAAUCCUGCCGUAAGUGAUCAGGACUGGAUGUCUGAGACGGCAGCCAUCAUCACAGACGCCAUCAUCACGGAGGCGCUGUCAGCCCCGCUUCAGGACACUAUAGCAUCCACUGCAGACAUCAGUGUCGCACCGCGAGCAGAAAUAGCAGGAGAGAAUGUGGAGGGGAGCGACAGAUCAGCCGGACCCCAAGGAGGGGGAGGGGACGAUGAGGCAGGAGCAACUCCUCACGUCACAGACUGCACAGAGGCGGAGGUGGACAAAACGGACGCGUGUCAAUGGGACGCCAAAAAGGAGGGAGAGUGUCACACUGAGCCUGCCACAGCCGGCCCUGACUCCGCCCCCUCCUGAGCUCAGCUCUCACUCCAAACCCCAUAAUUUCACCUUUUUACCUCUUCAACUAGCAGCAGCAAAGCUUUUCACCCUAAAUGCAUCUGUAAAGCGUCAUGGGGAAGAAGAGCACAAAUAGCGAUGGAGCACGGUGUAAUCGCACCCUGAAAAGGAAAGGGGGGGGGGACGUAAAUGUUUUCUUUUCUUAAGGACUUGAAGUGAAAAUGGAUGCUGGGAUUGUUAUUGAAAAUACACCACAUGUGUGGGUGUGAUCAUUCAGAGAGCAGUUGUGCAUUUCUGUUUCUUUUCUUCUUUUUUUUGUUAUAUAAGAUUUAACGAUCGGUUUCUUUAGACACUGGGUGUGUUUGUCUUCGAUAACGUGUUUAACAAUGAUCGUACUUCUGAUGGCGUAUCGAGAGUCGUUCAGAGCUCAGCAUCGACCUGCGUUAUCUAAAAAGGAGCAUCUAGUCUUUACCGGUAACCGAUCAUCCACGCCAAAUAUAGCAAGCGGUUAAUAUUUCGAUUUAGAUUUUGAGGUACGAGGUUCUUAUGCAGUAGCAGACGACCCAGUGUCACAUUGAAACCGAGCGCUCACCUGAAAGUAGUUUACCUUGUGAAAGUAUAGUUCUUAGUCCACGAUGCCUUGAAAAAUCUGUUGUAUUUUAAGUGAUUUCCGAAGACCACGUUUAGGUGUCGAGGACUUGCUUUUCUCAAGAACGCAAGAAGGAAAAAAAAAAAAAUCCUAUUUGGAACAGAUUGUUGAUCUUAUUGAUUACUGCACUAAUUUCAUUACGAAACAGUUAAGCUCAGUCUGUUCUUGUGCAAUUCCAAGAAGAUCUCUAAAGGUGCCCCGGUGAAUCCUGUCUGGUUAGAGAGGCAGGGCUUGUCAUUUGUGUAAUUAUUUAGGGGUACAGAUAUUUUGUUAAGGUUUUUAAUUCCUUCAGUUCAGGGAUAUCUCAUUCGCGGGCUUCGAGAAUGGUCGCCUUUAGCAUGUAGUACUAUGAACCCGUUUUUAAUAUGCUAUAAGGUUACACCAUAGCUCUAAAGCCUCCUCAGAGCGAACAUCUUAUUAAUGUGCUUGAUCAUUUUUGUCGCUUUUUGCUUAUGUGUAUGUAUUAAUUGCAUUCUCAAAACAAAACAAAACCAGCCAUACGAAUGGGUACACCCCCCUCCAAACCCCAUAUUACAAAACAUGUUAUUAUUUCUCCAUCAAAUAUGUAAUGUAACUCUCAUGGAAUGUAGGAGUACAGGAAUGGUAAAAAUAUUUUUGAUACUCCCAUGGGUACUUCAAGGCCUACCAAGACCGGGUUCAAUGUUUAACGGGUGUCGGAGAAGAGCAGGAGAACGUUGUGCUUUGACUGCCGAUCGAAACCUACGUGGAACGACUCGGUCUUUAUGCUAGUACCAGUUAGACAAACAAAAACAAGCAUCAUCAAAGAUCAGUAAAUAUUUUAUGUGCAAAUAGCUUUUUAAAAGCGAGGGAAACCGAAUUAAGAGAUUUGUAUGCUUUAUAGAUCGUGCCUAGAGAGACAGAUACAGCCAAUUAAUAAGAAAAUCUGGCUUUUACAACGUCAUUCUGUCCAAUUAGAUUAAGCUUAACGUGUCGCAGAUGGUCUCGACUCUUUCAGCGAGGGAAGACUGGAAGAAACUGUGCAAUUUCUUUGGCAGGGUUUCAUUCAAAAGGCUAUGCAACAAAACGACAAGGCAAAACGUCAGCGGCUCUGGGAAGGACGGCUUCAUCCAAAACGUGUGCAAUAAGUCAAGUCAGUCCGAGACAGAUUUUCAGCAUGAGUGCUCCACAAACGAGCUUUUAUGAUCGAUUUUUUUUUUUGUGUUGUUGUUGUUCUUUUCUUUUCUUUCUUUUUUCCUGUGCCUAUUUGCCGUUCUGUGUCAGAAUGCAGGAGGAUGAGUUUCUAUAUCCAUUCAUCAUAGAAGAUGAAAAUCCACAGUUCUGUGAUGAACUGAAUUUGCUCUUUCAUCCAGUUGUAUUUAAAUGUUAAAAAAAAAACUAACCAAAACGAAAUGCAUAAAGCGACAAAAGGAUUUUUCCACUCGGCGUGCGUGCUUGUGGUUGCUUCUCUUUGUUGCGGUAGACUCGCUUUCAGGUGGAAAAAUGUUUUCUCUACAUUUACUUUGAGUCAGCGCUGUAUGUCAUAAAUAACGCAUCGAGCAACGUAAACCCUGUUAUUGCAGGCUGUGUAAUAUUCGUACCAUCGUCUGGUGGUGUUGUAAUGCCUCCUACCGAAUUGCCAUUGAUAUUUAUUGGUGGGUUUAUGAAACAUCCAACUAACUUAUACUUAUAUACGCAAUGUAUAUGAUCCACUAUUAGCUUGGUGCAAAUAUAACACAGUAAAUGCUGCAAAUGAGCAUCCUAGCUACUAUGAUUGGACACACAAAAUCUACUUAUAAAAGUGAGUUAUGAUUUCAGUAUUAAUCGUUGUUAAAAAUCGUAAUGAUUUUUGUUUUUUUCUUUCUGAGGAUGUACAUACAGACAUAUAUUUUCCAAGUCUGACAAUAAUGCUUGUGAUGAUGAUGAUGAUGAUGAUGAUGAUGAUGAUGAUUUAGGAGCAACUUACUGGCUAGAGCGGGAGUUCAAACGUUUUACAGUCACGGACCUCCUCAGUACAGAAUUAUUUGACAUUAAAAAGAAAGUGGCCACAUUAUUUAAACGUGUAGAUUAAAAUAUUUUGGUUAUUUAUUGGUGACAGAGAUUUAAAACAAACAAACAAAAAAAAAUUAAACUUCCUGUCAUUUCCACCAUUGUAACCAAAUGAGAAGUUCCCCAGGCUUUGCUUCAUGGACCCCUGGGGCUUCACUUUGAGGAAAAUAUUGUAGGAUUUAAUUCAUAAUACUUUUAUUUAAGAAUGAAAAGAACAUUUAUGUUUUAAGUUGUAUCGCUUGCCUGGUCAGGCAGGUGUAGCUUUAUAGUAGACGUCUGUGUAGAUGAAGACAGUCUAGAGUUCUUACCUUCAGGUUUCAAAUCGCUGACAUAAUGGUUGUGAUUGAGAGGAAAACGGUCAACAGGGUCACAUGGUGACCUCUGACGUAACGGUCGAAACCAGAACACUGCCCAUGAUCGUGGACGAGCUUAAAUUUGAACAGGUUUAAAAGAAAAAAAGCAUCCUAUAGAGAUCCCGUCCAGUUUUCUGACCCCCUGCGAUAAUAUCGAGUCAUGAUCGCGUUCACCCCGAAGAAUUCAUAAUAACAAACGGUCAUUAGCCAUUCUUAUAUU